This is a messenger RNA of Loxodonta africana (African savanna elephant), 3413 nucleotides long. It is a transcript of the gene SNAPC5, whose product is annotated as small nuclear RNA activating complex polypeptide 5. The transcript is spliced from 3 exons. Gene Ontology annotation, biological process: transcription initiation at RNA polymerase III promoter; transcription by RNA polymerase II. NCBI's taxonomy places the organism in Eukaryota, Metazoa, Chordata, Mammalia, Proboscidea, Elephantidae. The record is from RefSeq and is a predicted model, not a curated record. The coding region runs from base 212 to 433 and encodes 73 amino acids. Gene Ontology annotation, cellular component: nucleus.
GCUCUCACCCGUCCCUGCAUUCCUCCCGCGCGACCAUGUCUCCAACGCCCCCAGAGUCCGGCCCCCGCCGCUCCCCAACCCGGGCCGCCUGGCUGUACUAGAACGCCGACCCUUUGCGGCGCCCACCAGGAUUUCCUAUCCAAGCCCAUGGGUGGGCAUCGGCUGCUGCUGCCCGUCCCCUCCCUCGUCUGUCCGUCGUGGUGCUAGUCUAAUGGGUUAUAAAGUUGAAGAGCUGGCCCUUCAAUCAAUGAUUAAUUCUAGAGGAGGGGAUGAAAUGCUGUCUUCUCAGUCUGCACCUGAACAGCCCCAAGAUAUGUUGGUGCAUGUAGACAAUGAAGCGUCCAUCAACCAAACAGCACUGGAGUUGAGCACAAGGAGCCAUGCCCUGGAAGAAGAGGAGGAGGAGGAAGAAGAAGAAGAAUCAGAUUCCUGAAGGGGGAAAGAACCAGGGUUAGUUAGUUAUACAAAGUAAAUAUCUAAAGCUCCAGAACUUUCUAAAGAAAUCUUUCUGGCAUGGGCCCUGUAGCCUGCUUGAAAGGGAAGCAGGAACUGUAGAAGGAUGUGCUGUUGAAAAAAGUCUCCAUCAAUAACCUCAAGCUUCAGGAUAUUUUAACAAAACUUGGUGAAAUGUAGAAAAUCAGAGAUGCAGUGUCUUAGCAUUAGGUAAUUAAUGUGGGUGGCGCUGUGUCAGUAAUUAGAUUCAGGAAUUGUGUUCAAAACAGACAAAACUUCCUCUGAAAUGCCAUUGCAAAAGCCUGGCAUAUGCAAAAAGGGCAGAGUUUAAAUAUAAGCCAGCCUUUCCAAUCAACAAGGGCUCUUUUAAGAGAGCCAAUUAAAGGCUGUUAUCAUGCUGCUGAGCCCUGUGAGCACAGCAAGGCCACUGUCUCAGCGAGAGAAGAUGGCAAGGUGCCCACUGUAGACGGCUUUUUGUGUGGUUGUCAUCACAUCCAGCUUUGAGACCUCACAGUGUGGUGAAAUGUGCUUAAAAAUUAUAGCUAGCUGCUUGCCAGACACCAACAGAAAAGGAUUAGUUCCUCCUUCAGUGAAAACAGUAUAGCGGAUGGUUUAAAACCCGCUUCUGGCCUUAAGAGGAAGUGUGCCGUUGAAGAAGAAAUCACUGUACUUGGGAGGUUUUCUUUUUAUAAUAAAGAGAUGAGAGCUACAGAAUAAGAGUUGUUGGAACUUAGUAUUUGAAGUGGAGAUUCAUUUCUACAUACUGUCCCUUUUUCUACUGAAUAUGCCAUUAAAUUAGUCACUCAAAUGUAUGAAAUUGGUUUGCCCUGCCCAGUGACAGAAGAGCCAAACAAAACACAAAAGACAUCAAGCAGAACUUUUAUGUAACUGUUCCAGAAGAGAAUAUGGACCCAUUUUCUAAUUGUGGUUUCAUUAAAGUUAUUUUGAGCUACUCUUACAGGAAAUAGCGAGAAGUGUAUGAUGAGCAUGUUUCUUGGAAAACAGUGUGAAAUGUAUUUGGAAUAGAAAGCAUCAAAGUAUGUACUUUUGGGGUCUAAUUUAAAGUACGAGCAUGAGUUUUUUUUUUUUUUUUUAAGAGCUGGAAAACCCGGCUUUGAAUUCCAGCUCUACCAUUAACUAGUCACUUGCCCUUUCACCUCUGCAACUCUCACUUGCCCAUCUCUACAGAGAGGAUAGUCACAUCUGCUCUAGAAGUUUCCAGGGUUGUUGUGAGGUACUAAUGAGAUACUUAAGGAGCCCUGGUAGUGCAGGGAAACCCUGGUAGCAUAGUGGUUAAGUGCUAUAGCUGCUAACCAAAAGGUUGGCAGUUGGGACCUACCAAGCGCUCCUUGGAAACUCUAUGGGGCAGUUCUACUUUGUCCUGCAGGGUCACUAUGAGCCAGAAUUGACUUGAUGGCAAUGGGUUUUUGGGUUCUGGUGGUGCAAACAGUUAAGUGCUUGUCUGCUAACUGGAAGGCUGGCAGUUUGAACCCACCCAGACUCCACUGAAGAUCUGGCAAUCUGCUCCCAUAAAAGAUUACAGGCUAGAAAACCCUAUGAGAUGGUUCUCCUGUCACGUGGGGUCGCUUUAAGUCACAGUGGACUAGACAGCACCCAACAACAGUGAGAUGUUUCAAAAUCCAGCUGUUAUUGGUGUCUCAGGAAGGGGAGUUUGAGGAAGGAGUCUGGCACAGGGAAUAUCAUUAUUGAGAACAAGAUUCUUCUUGGUAAAAGUGGCUGGGAAAAAAAAGUUCUUCGACUACAAAUGCAAUACCUUAGAGUGUUAAUAGAGAAUUUAAAACACCCCUCAAAUGGCACCAAACAUGAAAGCAUUCGGAUCCAGGUGUUAGACAGCAGGUUACCCCAUUCUUCUUCCUCUGGAUACAGUUUGCUCAUUUUAAUGAGACAUAUCCUCAGUAGUGGGGUCAUUCUCUGUUAUCAAGACACAGGGUGGGAGGAGGGUGUGGGUCUUAAACCUCGGCCUGAGUGUUUGCUGAAAACACGUAAGUCAAACUGCUGACUUAGAACAGCCGUUAGCCUCAUAGUGAGAAAAAACCAUUGACUAGCUUCAGUAGCCAUGUUUACGACACUGGUUUUUAAAAUCCUGGCUUCAUCCCAAGCUCUGGUAGACCCAGAGUGGAACUGCCUCCUCAGGAGAUUAUUUCUUCAAGUUGUUUUUAAUCUAAAAAUGUAUCGAAAACCAGGGGAGAGUUACUGACUAGGCCACCUCGCAAGCACCUCAAGUUCCAGAAGUCACUUCGAAGAAGGAAAGGGUACACGUGGCCAGUUGGGACAUGGCUUUGUUUUCUGUGACUUCACUGCCACCUCACAGGUGUGACGAAGCCCAUGCCAGGAAGGUGUGGUUAAGUGUAAGUGGGAAAAGGGCAAGACGAUUGCUCAGCAUAGCCAGACGGCAUGUGACUGACUAGGGCAGUGGCUCCAGCUGCCAGCUCACCGGCAAAGGCACCCCUGUGAGCUGUGGUCCUGGAGCCGGGCAGCCCAGGCCCCUAGGGCGCCUCUGUACGGAAAGUGAAAAAUAUGGCGAUUUUCUUCAGAUUUGCUCCCAUCCCCACCCCAGGCUGCUGCUGUUCACUUUUAUAAACAGGUGGAAGGAAGGUGCUGGAAGAUGAACAGAGGGGGGUGUCCUGUGAGAAGAGCUGAACAAAAUUUCAAUCAUUCUGUGAUUUGAAGAUGAAUCACAGGAAGCCCCAUCAGCCCAAAGCACUGAACUUGUCUUAGUGUCAUGUUUCUGCCUUCUGGUCCCCUUCCUGUCCUUACCUUUCCGCGCUAUAAUACUUGGCUAAAGUGUAUGAUUUCUUCAGUCCUAGAGAAACUGAAAAUCUCCCCACAAAAGCAGAAAAAACUUUUGCCCUUUUUUUUUUCUUAACUUGAUAGUAUAUUUAUUAGAAUAAGAGAUUAGAGUUGUUAAACAUCUGGAUUAAAACGGUUAACAGGAUUUU